AUGUGGAUGCUGCCGCACUCUUCUGUGUACAUCAUGGGUUUUUCCUUCCUCCACGAAGUGCUGAGUUUCACGAAGUUCAAGAUCUACUGCUCUGAGGAUGGCUCUGCGUGGCACGAGGUAUUUUCCUCCAAUCGACAAAUUCCGAAGGGCGAGGUCGUCGUAUGCAAGAGGCUACCUCAUAUGGUGAGGUGGUUCAAAGUCUCUGUUUCGGAAGGUUGCUGGAGUAAUACUUUCAACAUCCACGGGAUCGUGACUGGCCUGAAGCCGACUAGACGCACAUGA
Molecule: messenger RNA, 282 nt
Organism: Symbiodinium necroappetens
Lineage: Eukaryota; Dinophyceae; Suessiales; Symbiodiniaceae
Source: the annotation of a GenBank genome assembly